Messenger RNA from Pleurotus ostreatus (oyster mushroom), 543 nucleotides. RefSeq lists its product as uncharacterized. The transcript is spliced from 3 exons. The record is from RefSeq and is a predicted model, not a curated record. The coding region runs from base 1 to 543 and encodes 180 amino acids. Lineage: Eukaryota; Fungi; Basidiomycota; Agaricomycetes; Agaricales; Pleurotaceae.
AUGGCUAAAUCACUGCUCGGAAAGUUUGUUUUAGCCAUUCCUACCCGAACGGCGUUUGCCAUCAGCUCUGGCUCUUGGACAGGUCUCCCGGCGAACAAAGUACGACCAUGUCUCGUCACCGGGUUCACGGAGUCCAACCAGGCCAUACUGGCACCCUUGUGCGGGGCUGUAUACGACAAGAAGAGGGAUACCUGGGAUCCUCGCGAGCGCAUGCUAGGAGAUCACUGGAUGCCUGUUAAUUUCAAGGACUCCGGUGUCAUCAUCCCACCCCUCAACUCGUCAUUUGACCCGCCUACCCUCAAAGUCGCGAUCAAUGCGGCCAAUCUGACGGCUGGUGAUCCGCCAUUCAAGCCCUGCUACCUCUGGGUAGCAGACCUCGGAGAAGAAAUAUCGAUCGAAGACCUACUCCUGCUGAAGCAGCACAAGGCCCUCGAGGGAAUCAGCAAGGCAGACCUCCAGGUCAUCAGAGAUCUUGGGCAACGCAUUUCCGCAAGCAAGAAGAAGGCCCAGCCAGCCGUACACAUCAAAGCAACCCCCCUUUGA